AUGUUCACCAGCAACGACAUCCUACCCAUCACAAUGUCCCGGCCCCACACACCUCUGCAUCGAGAACAAGGCCCUGUGGCAGUGACCUUCCGCGUCUCCCCCAAUGGUCCUCUCCUCUCGGACGGCAGCGACAUAUCCGCGCGCGCGUCCUCGGCCGAUCUCCUCCCGGACAAUGUGAGCUCUAGCGCGUCCUCAAUUGCGAGCCACUCCACGCCGGACACGCAGAGCUCCAGCGCGCACAUCGCCGCCAAUCCGCUCGCCUCGACUCUAACCUCGCUUGCCACCACAAUCGAGAGCAUGCGAGGGCAGGACACGCCCGCCGCGCACACGACCAUGGCGAGCUUGUCUAGUACGAUGACGGCGCUUGCCACCGCCAUCACAUCACUUCACACUAACACCCCUACGACGCCGACGAGCUCACUGUCGAGCCAGACGAACCUCAGCAGCGGCCCUGUGAUCGAGAAGUCGCAGCAGAACAACAGCAGUCCGCCCAAUAACGACUCUUACCAAACGCUUAGCCAGAGCAACAGCCCAUACCAGACAAUCGGCACGAUCAACAAUCCCUACCGGGACAGCUUCCAGUCGACGUUCAGCAACAGCACCCCCGCCGGUUCGCAGAACAGUCUCGACCAUCCCUUCCGCGCCACGAGCCCUCGCGAGCUCGAAGGGGAGAACGCGCAUUCCGCGGCAAUCGACGAGCUGCGCGCCGAGCAGGCCAAGCUCCGCACCUUGAUUGAGAGCACCGCACAAUCGGCCGCCGGGGGAAGCACCGCCGCUCCCCGCCUGCCCGCGCGCCCGAUUCCCAACUUCCCCGUGCCCGCGCCCCCACGCCCCAUCGAGUGGCGCACCGACUCUCCGGGCGCUGCGCAGCCGCGGAACGGGGCAGCCGACGCGCACUCCCCACCCACAUCCGUGCCCCUCGCGACGCAGCACCAGCUCUUCGCGCAGUCGAUGGCGACGCUUCUCGACGCCCUCGACGGCAUGGGCAACGACAUCCAGUCGGCGCGGCGGACGGCGAUCGAGCGCGAGGCCUCGUUCGGCCGCGAAGUCACGCGCUUCUUCCACGAGCUCGACGCGGCACAGCUCACCGCGCAGCGCCUCGAGUUCCUCUGCACCUUCGGCAAGCGCUGCCUGCUCGCGCAGCUGGCGAAGACGACGGCGGGGACGGCCUCGAUCGAAAGCUUGGUGGGCCAGCACGAGGUGGCGCGCGAGCAGGCAUCGCACCUCGCUGAGAUAGCGAGCAGCCUCGCUAAAACGCGCACGCAGCUCGAAGCGGCUGCGUCGGCGAGUGCGGACCGCGAAGCGACGCUUGCGCUGGAGAAGACGCGUGUGGUGGGGGAGAAGGAGCGGAUCGCGGGCGAGAAGGACCGCCUCGUCGCCCAGCUGCAGGCUGUGCAUGCCGCCGCGGCCGAGCACGACAAGGCGGUCGCGAACGAGCGCGGGGAGAAGGACGCGCGCAUCGCCGAGCUCAAGAAAGACCUUGCGAGCCUCACGGACACGCUCAACGCUUCGGUGGAGGUGCUAGAUGCGAUCCGGCAGAAGGGGGCGAGAGCUGAGAGCUGGCGUGCCGCAGAAAACAUCCGCAGUCAGCUCCGCUGGGCGAAGGAUAAGGUGCAGCGGAACAAGAAUGACAACGAGCAGAGCCUGUCGCAUACCAUGGCCGCGCGGCUGGCGCUUGUCGCGCCGCAGCAGGGGGCGGAUUCGCUCAAGGCACGCAGGCCGCGCGCGCCGGGGCGCCUGCCGCUGAGCACUGUUGAUGAGUAG
Molecule: messenger RNA, 1764 nt
Organism: Cutaneotrichosporon oleaginosum
Lineage: Eukaryota; Fungi; Basidiomycota; Tremellomycetes; Trichosporonales; Trichosporonaceae
Source: RefSeq, a predicted model, not a curated record